AUGAGCUUUUUAUCUUCAUCAUCGGAAGACAAGAAAAUUUCAUCCUCCUCUCCUCCAAUACUUUUGCCAUUAGCUUCAUCAUCCUUUGAACAGCCACAACAAAGAGCAGCUUCUUCCGUUUCUUCUUUGAACCGCCUUCCUCUUCCUUUACCGUCCAAACCAUCCCAUGAUGAUGAAACAAGUCAAAAACAACUCACAAGAUCUUCAACCGAUUCAAAUGAUGUAUCAUCAACAACAACAACAACAACGAAUCAUCAUCAUACGAGUGGUACCACUCGGAGUAUCAUGAACAACAGCAAGGAAACGAGUUGGAAUUCCAAUCAUCCUCCCAUCGUACCACUUGCUGGGUUCAAGCCUGGAUUUAUUGCUCAAAAUACCUUGACACGAACCACAGGCAACCACAACCACAACAACAACACCAACAACAAUACGACUACUAGUUCUUAUCCAGCAAGUAAUCAUGAGAGUGGUCAUAGUCCGAGCAAUUUGAACCAUUUGGAUCAUCAUCACCAUAUUCAACAACAUCAGCGAGGUAGCAUUCCCAUCAUGACCAGUAACUUGGUGAAUCAUCCACAAGCUCACUCCAUGGCUGUGAGUGAAGGUGAAGCGACCAUUCUUCCUCCAAUCAUGAUGAGGAGUGGUGCAACAGCGGCAAGUCAGUAUUCGAAUCAUGGAGUGCAUUUGCAGCAAAAACAACAAAACCUUGCAACAACGAUUGAGGUCAAUCAUGGCAAUGAUUUUAAUGGAGCUGUUGCUUCCAUGUCACUUUCAGUAGAUCCUUCACAACCGAGAAUGUCGUGUACUCACUGUAGAAAGAGCCACAGAAAGUGUGACAAAUUACAUCCAUGUGGAGAAUGUAAGAGAAGAGGUCUACAGCAUGAAUGUGUAUUUUCAGAACCUAAGAAACGAGGUCCAAAGUUACGAACAGAAAGUGAUGAAACCCUUAUCAGUGUCUCCCCGUCACCCACACUGAAACAAACACCCUCACAACGAAAAAUUAACGAACCUAAAAAGAGGAAGCUUCCCAAUGACAAUUCUCAAAAUGAAACAAACUCCCCAACUCGUGAAGUAUUGAAGCCUCCAACAACAAAUUAUCCACAGGUAGACGUGUCUCCUCUAAGCACGUUUGAAGAUGCACUAUUGGGACGAAAAGAAAUUGAUCGAAGGAAUUAUCUUUUGCAAAUGAUUAAUGUUUCACUCUCGCAUAAUUUUGACACAUCCAGCAGUGCGAGUAGUAUGUAUCAAAUUGAACCAAGUUUAGAUUAUUCAAUGCAACUCUUCUUCAGAGAGGAUUUCAUUAAUUUCAUCGUUGAUUGUUUGGAUAAUAAUCAUCGAGAAAUGUUAAAAAUGUUUGUCAAGGAGAAACUUUUACUAUGGAUUCAGCAACGAGUGAUGAGCGAUACAUUCUAUCAAAGUAUUUACAGUGCUUUCGAAGCACUCUUCUUAAAAUAUCACUGCUUAUUUAAAUUAUCCAUUUAUGAUGACAAUAGAUCAAUAUUACUUUCUGAGAGUGAAAAGAGUAUCAAACAAUGUAAAAAAGAGCUUUUCAAAUUUCUAGACUCAACACAGAUGGGGAAUAUAGAAAAAGCAUCAUGCUUCAUGUGGGCUGCAUUUAUCAACCAAGUAUUAGACGGAAGUAACGAAAUGAGUGUCACACUCUCACGGUGUGCUCUUGAUAAGUUGCAAAAUGAUAUUGCUAUCCAAACAACACAAUCACAUCAACUCUCAAAUAGCCCAAACUCCGAAUUCUUGAACAUGAUCUCCAAACAAUAUUUACUAUUUUGUAAACAUUCAUUGUGUGCCGAUAUUCAACAAGAACUACAGAAAUUGUUGAUACCAAUCGACCAAGUACAGCCAAUAAUGACCAAUGAUGUGAAUUCAAUCUACUUUAAACGACUGGUAUUGAAGGCACUGCAAUUAACUGUCAUAUUUCGUUACACAAGCUCUUAUCCAUAUUUAUUUUUGGGAGAAUUCGAGCGAUUGGUGAAAAAUAAUGACGCUUUCUCACAACUCACCAUUACGCCAGUAUCUACAACUUUGGACACCAACAUGAUGACUGCUUGCAAGACAAUACGUCAGACAUUAAUGGACAUGGAUUGUUUGAUUCCCAGAUCAUCCAUGGAAUGUUGGUCUUUCCUAUCACAACUGAAUCAACAAAUAAUCUCAACCAACUCUCCUGAUAUUUUAUUUUGGCAAUUUUUUAUUCAGUAUUUGAAAACAAGAAUGAUAUUGACAGGCUUUUCUCCUCAAUCUAAGCAAGAUUUUUCAGAACAAUUGAAUCAUAACUUGGUGUUCCACUUGAAAGCAAUCAUGGAAACUUGUUUUGUAGUUUCUCCAUUAUACAUCUCCAUAACAUUGAUAUGUGUGAGGGAUUUGAUUUUGAAUUUAAGCUCUUCACUACCCUCAAGCUUGAAAGAGGACUACAAGAAAUUCAUGACGCACCUUACCAGCUCAACUCGAGAAGGUAGCCAUAUGAGAUCAUGUGGAAAUUUAUUUAUUAACCCUCAGAAAGAAGACAUUGCUGAAUUGUUAAAUAUGGUUGAAAGGCAUUUGAAAUAUUCCAAUUGA
Messenger RNA from Naegleria lovaniensis, 2568 nucleotides. RefSeq lists its product as uncharacterized. The coding region runs from base 1 to 2568 and encodes 855 amino acids. The transcript is spliced from 3 exons. Gene Ontology annotation, molecular function: zinc ion binding; DNA-binding transcription factor activity, RNA polymerase II-specific. NCBI's taxonomy places the organism in Eukaryota, Heterolobosea, Eutetramitea, Acrasida, Naegleriidae. Gene Ontology annotation, biological process: regulation of DNA-templated transcription. The record is from RefSeq and is a predicted model, not a curated record.